AUGCCAAUACACCUCCUCCUACUCACAACCCUACUCCACCUCACCCAAGCCCUAACAUGGCACUCCCUGCUCUACGACACCGGGCUACUCGGCGCCCACCCAGUGAGAAAAUACGAAUCCGUCGACCUCGCCCCCCCAGAGCUCAACAUCCUCGCAUGGGACCCGCGCUGCGAAGACAAGUACGUCUUCUUCAGUCCGCGGGGCCAUUUCUACCCGCAGCCGGGGCCACUCAUCUUCGACAAUAAGGGGGAGCUGGUCUGGAUGGAGAGCCGGUUCGGCAUGGUCAUGGACUUUCGGGUGCAGAGGUAUCGGGGCGAAGACUAUUUGACUUUUUGGGCUGGGGAGGACGAUGGGACGAGGGGGUUAGGGAUGUAUUAUAUGCUCGACUCAACCUACACAACAACCCACACCAUAACGGCAGCCAACAACCAAGCGGGCGACAUCCACGAAUUCCAACUCACAGCCGCCGGCACAGCCCUAAUCACCAUCUACGAGAUCCGGCCCUUCGACCUCACGCCUCUCAACGGCCCCGCCAACGGGUGGAUCUACGACUGUCUCUUCCAAGAGGUCGACAUCGAGACGGGUGCGCUGCUCUUCUCCUGGCGCGCCAGCGACCACUACAACAUCACGGAGAGCUAUUUCCCGCUGAACGGGAAAGGGACGGGGAACUCGAGCGACGCGGCGUACGACUACUUCCACAUCAACAGCGUGGAUAAGCUAGCGGACGGCCGGUAUCUGGUUUCGUCGAGGUACAUGCACACGGUGACCUGUAUUGGGCGCGACGGGGCGGUGUUGUGGGUUCUGGGUGGGCGGCGGAAUAUGUUUGAGGAUUUGUCCGGGGGCCUGGCGACGGGGUUCAAGUGGCAGCAUAAUGCGAAGUGGGUUCCCGGGUCUGAUCUGUCUGGGGCCACGGUGGAUGUGAUGACGGUGUUUGAUAAUGGCGCCAAUGACCAUGUCAUGGAUGAGGGUUCUAGUCGUGGGCUGGUGCUGGAGGUGGAUGUGGGCAAUUGGACGGCGGCGGUGAGGAGCGUCUACCCGGCGCCUGGCGGCUUCAGCGCCCAUUCGCAGGGCAAUGUGCAGGUGCUCGAGGAGUCCGGGAAUGUGUUUGUCGGCUGGGGGAAGGCUGCGGCGUUCACGGAGUUCAGUGCCCGUGGGGACGUGCUGUGUCAUACGCAUUGGGGCCCGCAGAUGUUCUUUCCGCUGGGCUGGGUCAAGUCGUAUCGCACGUAUAAGGCUGCCUGGGUUGGGAGGCCCGUUGCGCCGCCGGAUGUGGCCGUGGAUCAGGGCUCGGGGACGGUGUUUGUGAGUUGGAAUGGGGCGACGGAUGUGGCCGGGUGGGUGUUGCAGAGGGUGUGGAAUAACGCUACGGAGGAGCAGGUUGAGACGGUGGAUUAUGUGCCCCGGACGGGGUUUGAGACGGCCAUUGAGAUGGCUGAGACUGCUGGGUUCUGGAGGCUGGUUGCGGUGGAUUUCACGGGCGAGGAAUUGGGCUAUACGGAGGUGUUUGGUCUGGAUGAUUCGGAGUCCGGGUCUCUCUUUGCAGCGAUGGCGGCAGAUGAGGGUCUGCUGCAUAUGCUUAUCCCUGCCUGUGCUGUCGGGGCUAUGCUGGCGGCUCUAUGGCAGACCAGGAAGAGGAUCUCAAUAGGGCUGCGUUAUCUUGCUUCUCGACGGGCUCGACGGGUUUAUUGA
Molecule: messenger RNA, 1689 nt
Organism: Aspergillus bombycis
Lineage: Eukaryota; Fungi; Ascomycota; Eurotiomycetes; Eurotiales; Aspergillaceae
Product: arylsulfotransferase family protein
Exons: 3
Coding region: 1-1689 (562 amino acids)
Source: RefSeq, a predicted model, not a curated record